Papaver somniferum (opium poppy) is the source of this 1461-nucleotide messenger RNA. RefSeq names its product factor of DNA methylation 1-like. NCBI's taxonomy places the organism in Eukaryota, Viridiplantae, Streptophyta, Magnoliopsida, Ranunculales, Papaveraceae. Bases 895 to 1233 code for a protein of 112 amino acids. The transcript has 3 exons. The record is from RefSeq and is a predicted model, not a curated record. Gene Ontology annotation, biological process: gene silencing by siRNA-directed DNA methylation.
GACGAGGGUUUUUUUCUUUUUCUGAAAAAUCAGUUGAGUCGACUCGUAGGGUAAUAACCUUUCUUUCCCUUGUAAUCUCAGAUCACUUCUACUUCAGUUCUACGAAGAUCAUCAAGAGUUUUCGUGUGAUCUAGUAUCACUUGCCACUAUGAAUUUAACUCACCAACCUUUUUUAUUUAUCCCUUUUUCUUCUUCUUCUUCUUCUCCUCCUCAUGAGCAUAAAAUUAUCAAUUAUCAGCAUCUUCUUCUUCUCCUCCCCUCCUCUCUGAGCAUCUCUACCCUAAUACUUGUCUUGUAAUGGAGAAUCUGAAAAUAAAAAGGCGGAACAAAACUGCAGAUGAAGUUAGGAUCUUAAUGCUAGCAUUUAGAGGUACAUUAUUUCUGCUUUUCAUUUUAAUUCUUAAUGUCUUGUUUGUUCAGAGAAUCCACUGUUGGAUUGGCAUAAAAAGAACGGUCUGCUGCAAAGUCGUUUGGAUAAGCUCAGUUGGACACAGAUACAAUCAUGGUGGAGUAGCUACACCAAAACGAGACAAAUUAGAAGAAGUACGGAUUCGGUUGUGUCGUUAUCGGGCCAUGGACACUUCAGACAUCCUAGGGUUCCUCUGUUGAAUUCACAACAAGAAGCAGCUUUUGACCCCGAAAUUGAGCGUUUGAAAGUGAAAUUGAAGGAAACUGAAGAUAAAUUGCAAGAUACAAGGGAAGAAUUACAAAAUACCAAAUGUCAGCUGAAAGAUAUGGAAGCUGAAUUUGAGUUUCUUAGUAAUACCAACACUGCUCUGCUGACCGUGGAGCGUGAAUGCAAUGCUGAGCUACAGGAGCUGUUUUCCUUUUGUCAAAUGAUGAUUUAUUAUUAUCGCUUCUGCCUUGUAGGAAUUGGAAGCACUACCACCUGCUAUGUUUGGAAUUGGGGUAAAGAGAAUGGGUGCUCUUGAAAGCCAGCUGUUCGUUGAAGCAUUUGAAAGGAAGUAUGGACCAGGUCGGUAUGAUGAUCAAGCUGCAAUGAUGUGCUCCAGGUGGGAGGGAUACCUCAAAGAUCCAAAUUGGCAUCCCUAUACAUAUAUCGAAGAGGGAAAUAGCAGACGGGUAGUUCCGAACGAAAAUGACAAAAGAUUGAGGAUGCUGAGGAGAGUUUAUGGUAGGAAGCUUUACAAUGCCGUAUCCACGGCCCUCAUGCAGAUCCACGAGUAUAAUCCCAGUGGGGGGGUACCCUAUUGCGGAAUUGUGGAACUUUAAGGACAACCGAAAAGCUACUUUGGCUGAAGCUUCCGAUGUCAUUGUGAAGCUAUUGAAAAGAGCUAGAAGACGACUAAGAGAUUUGCAUAGAUAGAUUACCAACAAAUUGGAAUUUUUACCACUGUUUUUAUUGUGAUGAAUGGGGUAUCUUAGAUCUAUAAUUAUUGUUUGGUAAAUGGAACUUCUGAACUAAUGGGUUGUUUUUAUAUGAAAUUGGGUUUGUCGGUA